Messenger RNA from Thunnus maccoyii (southern bluefin tuna), 1741 nucleotides. RefSeq names its product NACHT, LRR and PYD domains-containing protein 3-like. The coding region runs from base 171 to 629 and encodes 152 amino acids. The record is from RefSeq and is a predicted model, not a curated record. The transcript has 9 exons. Lineage: Eukaryota; Metazoa; Chordata; Actinopteri; Scombriformes; Scombridae.
CGUGACUUCCAUUAAAGAAGAAGGCGAGAGGAGCAAACAGGGAGGAAAUAAAGUUAAAGUAUUCAGUCAGACUCCAUUUUAAAGUCAACAGAGCAGAAGGAGGAAACAGUCUGAGGCAGGGUUUUCGCAGGACAAACAGCUCAGCGUCCAACGUUAUCAGCUGACCAUUCAUGAACUCCUGUAGAGCAGGAGGCAUAAUAGUGAAACUUAAAGAGGAGCUCUUGAAAACUCUGCAAGACUUAACUGAAGAUGACUUUCUAAAGUUCAAGUGGUUCCUGGAGCAGGAUAACAUCCUGGAGGGCUUUAAAGGCAUCCCAGUGGCUCAGCUGGAGAAAGCAGAAAGGCAGGAAACAGUGGAUCCAAUGAUACAGAAACAUCAGGGUCCUGGAGCUCUGAAGCUGACCGUGAAGGUUUUAGAAAAGAUCAACAGGAAUGAUCUGGUGCAGCAUUUACAAAACUUCUGCCCAGAACCAAAAGGACCGUCCACAUCCAACACAACCCUCAAUGUGUCUGAGGACAACAGAGAGGAUCAGCUGGAUCCUGAUGAUCCAGAGAGGUUGUUCAGAGAGGACUUCAGACCCAAAGUGCUGACUGAGUUUGCAAACAUUUCAUACAGCUCCGCCCCCUGAAGGUCUGCUGUCUGUCGCCCACAUCGCUGAUGAUGGAAUGAGCUUCCUGGAGCCGCUGGAGAUUACAGACACUCAUGUGGUUGUGAACGUCCCUCAUCUCUCUGCCUUUGGCCUGGUCCAGGAUCUCGCUAUAUUUCUGAACAUCACAAUACGAAUUAAUGGCUGGGUUCUGCUGUUCCUCUGACCUCCAGGCAGACAUCAUUGAAUACUCAAUGUAUUUCUGCUGCAGGACAACAUUCCUCUGGACGAGAUAAAACUAUCUGUCAUACAGUUAAAGCCAAACAAGGAGAAGCUGAGUACAUUGAGAGCUCUUCUGACUGUAAUCUCAUCAAUGGUCAAAGUUACAGUGUUCACUGUGAUGAGGCCUCCACAAUACAGCCUGAGCAUGAACAAUUUUGCCCAGAGUAUCUUCCAAAUUUCCACCCAACAUUUGAGGUUUUCCUCCCCAUAAACCAAGAGGAAGUGACUUUGAUGGUCAAAGACAAAAAGGUCCUGGUCCGGCAGAAACUCAGAGUGUCCCUGCAGAAACAAAGCUGAAGUCUGUUCGGACACAGUUUAUUGAGGGUGUGUCUGAACCUGUUAUACACCAGCUGCUGGAUAAACUCCUGCAGCGUGGGGUCAUAAAUGAUGAUGAAAUGGAGUCUGCCGGAACACUGAACAGAGCAGAGAAAGCACGACAGGUUAUCGACAUGGUGCGAGGAAAAGGAAGAGACGCCAGUUCAGCUCUGAUCACUGCUCUCUGUGAGGUGGAUCGGUGUCUUUCAACAGAGCUGAACUUACAGUAGCAGAAAGUCUCCCUCCAACAUCUUCAGUUCUCAGGUGUUUCUUUAUCAUUAAAUGUUUUGUAAGAAUCUUAAAACUCACAACACUGUGCUGCAGCAGAAUUCAGGCUUUGAAAUCAAACAACUAAAUUCUGUGUUUUCAUAAUGUUUGAACAAAAGGUUUCAUUUCCAGGUCAACUCUGUGCUCUGUUCUGUAAAUGAAUCAUAUAAGUUGAAGACGUAUCCUGUUUGACUCAUUAAAUACUGGAACAUGCAGCUGUGAGAUUAAUGAAUAUGUGUAAUGUUGGAACUUUAAGGGUUAAUAAAUCACAUUUAUGUCCCAAAUCAUCA